AUGCCGCACUUGGCACUGGCUUGCACGGUACUGGCAGCGCUGCUGGUGGCGGUGGCGGCGGUGGCCAGCUCGGGCGUUCCGAUGGCACCGGUCCUCCCCGCGGCCAGAGGCGAGCACCGAGCCGCCAGCGGCCUGCUAUCGAGGAUCCAGCGCUCCGUGAGGAGGCUCGCCAGGGACUCGGAAGAGUGCAACGACUCGGAAGCCCUGAGCGACCGGAGCAUCUCCCCGUGGGAUCACAGAGUGGACCACGACCCCGAGCGGUACCCCGCGACCCUGCACGAGGCCGUGUGCCGCGUCGACGGCUGCGCGACGGCGGCGGCGGCGGCGCGCGGGGCACGAGCGGGGCACGUCCGGCGACUCCGCAGCGUUCCCGUCACCCAGGCCGUGGCGGUGCUGCGCAGGAGACUCGGCCCUCGGGGCGAGACCGUGCUGGUGCCCGACACGCACAACAUCGCCGUGGCGUGCGUGUGCGUGCGCGACCACACCUGCUGA
Messenger RNA from Petromyzon marinus (sea lamprey), 492 nucleotides. The record is from RefSeq and is a predicted model, not a curated record. Lineage: Eukaryota; Metazoa; Chordata; Hyperoartia; Petromyzontiformes; Petromyzontidae.